Molecule: messenger RNA, 4196 nt
Organism: Eublepharis macularius
Lineage: Eukaryota; Metazoa; Chordata; Lepidosauria; Squamata; Eublepharidae
Gene: CC2D1B
Product: coiled-coil and C2 domain containing 1B
Exons: 25
Coding region: 374-3061 (895 amino acids)
Biological process (GO): regulation of transcription by RNA polymerase II
Cellular component (GO): nucleus
Molecular function (GO): RNA polymerase II cis-regulatory region sequence-specific DNA binding; DNA-binding transcription repressor activity, RNA polymerase II-specific
Source: RefSeq, a predicted model, not a curated record
CAGUCUCGGCGGGGUCGUCGGAUAGGCUGCGGUGCCUCCUCCUGGUUUUCUGUGGCUGCAGCCUGAACAGCGGAGAAGCGCUAGGGCAGCUGCCAAUGGCCGGUCCAGGCCCCCUCCCGCUCCUCCUCCUCCUGCUGGGCGGGGGCGGUUUGUUGUUAACUGAGCGUAGCCUGUUUCCCUGGGUCCUUCGUAGCCUCCUCUGACGGAGUUCACCCCUUGGAGGCGGUGGGCAGUGGCUGGCUGGCUGGCUGCUGUGCCUCUCCUGGGCUCGGGGCUGUACUGAUUCUCACGGUGCAUGGUCCUCGGGCGCCUCGUAGCUAAACGCAAUUUUUGUGGACUCAUCGGAGGCAGUAUUUGGUGUUAAUGAGCCAAAAUGCUUGGUAGAAGACCCAGGAAAAGUCCCCAACAGAAGGGUCAGGGAGCAGCUGCUGCAAAGCAGCUGGGACUUUUUCUCAAUUUCAGUCCUGAAGAGAUGAUGCGAGAAAUGGAGGAUUAUGGUGAUGACGGGGCCCUAGAAGCGGAACUAGCUGCGAUCACAGGAGAGAACGUGUCAACUGGGAAGAUGAAGCCUAAAGGAAAGAUUCCUUUGCCAAUGGAUCAUAUUGAAAAGAUGGCUGCAGAUUGUAUGAAGGACUUGGAUGAUGGUGGUGGUGAUGAUGAUGAUGAUGAUGAUGAGCUAGAGGAAGAUAACAGUCUUUUGGCAGAGUUACAGGAGGUUCUAGGAGAGGAAGGAGGAGGAGAAAGCACUGAACAUGAGACAGAAACCAUAGGUUUGCUUCCUGCAGCCACAGAUCAAGUUUCUGAACUACAGAUCCAAAUGUCUUCUGCUUCCAGUGAACUGCAGAAAACAAUAGAAGAAAGGAUAACUAACUAUAAGGCAGCAAUACAGAAUGCAAAGAAGGCAGGGGAGAGUGCCAAAGUGCGACGGUAUGAGCGGGGCCUUAAGACUUUGGAAACAAUGCUGACUGCUGUGAAGAAGGGCAAAAAAGUGAAUGAGGAAGAGAUGCCACCACAAGUAGCUUCAGGGAAGAGCUCUGCAGCCUUGCCACAAGCUGUGCAUGAUACAUCAAAAAGCUCAGGUGAUCAGGAUAAAGUUACAGUCCCUGAAAAAGAAGAGGAGGAAGAAGUCUGUGCUGCAGACCCUGAUGUAAAGAACCCCAGUGGUGUGGAGCUGUCUGUCAGCAAAACUGCUCUCCAGGGCCUGGAUGCAGAUGGAGGUGCUGCGGGAGUAGGUACCACUUUAGAAAACAAUUCCCCAAAACUUUGUAUGCAAGCACUACUUGAGACAAGAGAGAAGGAGUAUAAAUUAGCAGCACUGAAAGCCAAGCAGGAAGGUGAUCUUGAGAAGGCCAAAGAAUACAUGAGAACUGGAAAGAAAUUUAGCAUGGCCCUAGAAGCAUUGGACAGUGGACAGCCAAUAGACAUCAAGGAUAUGCCUCCAGCUCCACAUGACGUUGAAAGCCUGGAAAAAAUGUGCAUUCCCCGUAAACCGACGCUGUCUGUACCUGUAGAAGCUUCCCAGCCUCUGACAACACAAGAGCUCCAAAGUAUGAAAGCUUCAAGUUCUGUGCAGCAGCCAAAAUCAGUACUAGAAGCUUUGCAGCAGAGGCUGGAAAAAUACAAAACAGCAGCAGCUCAAGCCAAAGCAAGCGGAGCUGAUCGGAAAAGCAGAAUGCAUGAGAGGAUAGCUAAGCAAUACCAAGAUGCUAUAAGAGCCCAUAGAGCAGGAAGAAAAGUGAAUUUUUCAGAACUACCCAUUCCCCCUGGAUUCCCUCCAAUUCCUGGAGUUGCUCCUGAAGAUGACAGUACCGUAGCGGCAGUGCUGGAAAGUGCAAGUAAGUUGAUUAAAAUGGAAGAGGAGGAAGAAGAGGACAAAGAUGAUGAUGAUGAUGAGGGUGAACUUUCCACACAGGCUCCAGCUGCCAAGAAGCCCACUCAGCUGCCUAAGAAACCAGUGCUAGUUGUUCAGCCACUUAUGGUGCCAUCUGCUGUAAUUCAGGAAGAGUCCUCUCCAGAGAAGGAUACUUCUGAACCAGCCCCUAUAACAGCACCAGAGAAAUCUACAUCCAUUGAGCAUCUCUCUCUAGUUGCUAGGGAACAGAUCGAAUUUCUGGAGAGUAGAAAGAAGCAAUACUUAAAGGCUGCAGUCCAAGCAAAGAAGAAAAAUGAUCUUGAAGAAGCCAAGAUGUAUCUUAGAACAGCAAAGAGCUUUGACCCAAAGAUUGAGCUGGUGAAGAAUGGCAAGUUGGUUGACAUUUCCAAGCUGCCUUCCCCUCCCACAGAUGAUGAGGGUGACUUUAUUUUUAUACAUCAUGAGGAUGUCAGGCUUUCUCAGAAAGCUGAAGAAGUGUACAUUCAGCUCAUCAAGCUGUUGAAAGACCAGCAUGAGAAAUGUGUGCAGUAUUCCAAGCAGUUCAUGCAUCUGGGAAAUGUAACUGAAACUUCCCGCUUUGAAAAGCUGGCUCAGAAUUGUAAAAAAGAUCUGGACAUCUUACAGCUUGCCCAAGCCCAGGGACUGGAUCCCCCAAGCCAUCAUUUUGAAGAAAGAACAUUUAAAAUUGUCAGGAUAUUUUCUGAACUCAACAGCACAGAGAUGCAUCUUAUCAUUGUCAGGGGAAUAAAUCUACCAGCUCCACCAGGUGUGGCACCAAAUGACUUGGAUGCAUUUGUAAAGUUUGAAUUUCAUUAUCCUAACGCAGAGCAAGCUCAGAAAAGUAAAACAUCUGUGAUAAAAAACACCAAUUGUCCAGAAUAUGAUCAGCUAUUCAAGUUGAACAUUAACCGAAAUCACAGAGGUUUCCGAAGAGCAAUUCAGGCCAAAGGCAUUAAAUUUGAAAUUUUGCACAAAGGAUCCUUUUUCAGAAGCGACAAGCAAGUAGGAAUGGCACACUUGAAACUGGACAAACUGGAAUCUGAAUGUGAAAUUAGAGAAAUAAUUGAGGUUUUGGAUGGCAGGAAGUCCACUGGAGGAAAACUAGAAGUGAAAGUGAGACUCAGGGAGCCACUUAGCGGACAAGAUCUUCAAACAAUUACAGAAAACUGGCUAGUUCUUGAACACUAGUUGCAUCUAAGGUUCAGAAAUGCUAAAUGCUGCAGAAUGGACUGAGUACACAUAAAGCUUCUACAAGCACCAAAGAUGUUCAAUGAAUGCACUACUGAACAUAACAUCUAUUUUCAUAACUAUCAUAUAGUAUGUGUUGGUAAACUUUGUAAGUCUACUACUGGUAAUGAAGGUACUAAAGAUUUAUAAUGGGUUGGAGGUAGUGGAAAAGUUUGCAGGGGGAGUUGACAGAUGAGAUCUUACCCUAUUGUCUCCUUCUCCAAGAGCUGCUGUUUGUUACAAAAAUCCUUGGAGGCUUGGAAGACUCUUGUGAACAAAAUACACCACAACACAAGGAACUGCAGGGAGGGUGAAAUCACUGCCACCUCCUCCUAGAUUACUCACUGACAGACUGUCCUGCCUUAAAGCCUUGUAGAUAUCGUUAGUAUGAAUGUUACUUAAGGUGUAUUUACUGUUCCCUUAUGCAAAGGAAGGACAUGUUUUCAGAGGUAAAGUUUUAUUUUACUAGUUGGGUGGUAUAUUAUCUUGCAAAAUAUCUUGUGGUGUUAGCCCUGGAAUAAAUUCUAUUCUUGUGCACAGGAAAGUUAGGUCAAGCAGCUGCUACUCAGAUGCCUGUAUAUUGCUCUUUUCUUAAUUGCCUGCAAGGAAAAAUUCUUCAAGCUACUGCUACAUCUCCCACCUUCUCUGUAUGUGCACAGACACUCUUGUUUUAGUGUAACACCCUAAUCAGUCCUUUGAAAGUGCCCAACACCAUAUUUGUGAUGGCUAUGAACAGCAUCUAACUAUGAGCCAUCUGCCUUUGCUCUUCCCUUUCAAAUGGAAGGUAGCAGUAAAGUAGGAGAAUACUGCACCUAAGUGUUCUAGAAUGGUUACAAUGUGUAAUUCUAUGGAUCUUGAAUUGCCUGCAUGUUUUUCCUCAUCUUCAGGCGGGUCCUUAGAGAGAGCUCAUGUAGGAGAAUAAUAAGCCUGUGGCAGAAGAGGUGCAGACUUUCCUCCAUACAAAGAUAGGUCUACUCUUGAACUAGCAUUUCUGCUUGUCUGCCUAAGUGGAUGGAGACAAUACAAUAUGCAGUUUUUAAUUUUAAUAAAUUUAAUAUACAAAACUACAUGUUGAAAAUAAAAAUAUAAUAUGCAG